AAUACAGGUUAGAGGUUGUAGAGACAACAGGUGUGCACAGACCUGUUUACACAGACCAGGGUACUCUCACACUCUGACACCUGCCAAGAUUCACAGAACUCCCGAGCCUUUGGGAAUUAGCUGCAGAAAAUAAGGCUCAACGAUGGCCAACUUUGGAGGACAUGCCAUCCCUGGCACUUUUUUCCUGUUCUAUGGCUUUUGGCUGGUAGUGAAACACACUCUACAACACUACUGGAGGACAAAUCAGCCUAAAGGAAGACAGAUUCUACCCCCUGUCUUUAAAAAAAUGGAGUACAUUGAGGGAGGAUUAAAAAUCUUCGCUGCAUUUGUUGGUAUUAUGGUUGAACAGUUUGUGGUGGAUGGGCCACAUGCCCGUCUCUAUGACGCACAAAACAAUUCGUGGGUCAAGCUGAUGAACUGGCAGCACGGCACCAUGUAUCUGUUCUUCGGGAUCUCUGGAAUAGCAUUGGUUGCCAGUACGACUUCUAAAGCGGUGCCAAUUGGCGUUGACCGUCUUGCUCUCUCAUUGGCUCUUUUUGUUGAAGGGUUUCUAUUCUAUUUCCAUGUGCAUAGUCGGCCCCCGCUGGAUGCUCAUAUCCACUCCCUGCUACUAGUGGCAGUGUUUGGUGGAUCAGCCAGCACCAUGCUGGAGGUGUUCAUGAGAGACCACAUUGUUUUGGAGCUACUCAGGGCAUGCAUGUUCAUCUUGCAGGGCUCAUGGUUCUACCAGAUUGGAUUUGUACUUUACCCAUUAAGCGGACCAGAGUGGGAUUUGAACUUGCAUAGCAACAUCAUGUUCGUCACUAUGUGCUUCUGCUGGCAUUUAGCUGUGGCCCUGCUUCUAGUCGCCUGCACCUUUGCUUUUGUUAUGUUCGCAGUGAAGCGACUCUCGGAGAAGGGACGGGACAUAGAGAUUGGAAUGCGAAACACAUCCUCCAGUGCAAACUCCCAGAAAGCUUUGCUUGAAGAGUCGGAUGAAGAGUGAAUCCUUGGUUGUGAUUCUUUGCAAAUUUAACAAUGAUUUGAAAACUGUC
Messenger RNA from Thunnus maccoyii (southern bluefin tuna), 1034 nucleotides. RefSeq names its product transmembrane protein 45B (gene tmem45b). Lineage: Eukaryota; Metazoa; Chordata; Actinopteri; Scombriformes; Scombridae. Bases 143 to 985 code for a protein of 280 amino acids. The record is from RefSeq and is a predicted model, not a curated record. The transcript has 6 exons.